Pseudomassariella vexata is the source of this 2367-nucleotide messenger RNA. RefSeq names its product alkaline phosphatase. NCBI's taxonomy places the organism in Eukaryota, Fungi, Ascomycota, Sordariomycetes, Amphisphaeriales, Pseudomassariaceae. Gene Ontology annotation, molecular function: alkaline phosphatase activity. Gene Ontology annotation, biological process: dephosphorylation. Bases 192 to 1943 code for a protein of 583 amino acids. The record is from RefSeq and is a predicted model, not a curated record. The transcript has 3 exons. Gene Ontology annotation, cellular component: fungal-type vacuole membrane.
GUCAUUUUCUGGGGUCAAGUUGUCGCGUGAGCUUCGUCUAGGUUGCCCCUAGCGUUGGCAACUCCACAAGCUCGUCGCAGCUUCUCCAGGAGCCAGCAACGACUCCCACCUGACUCGAGGGUCGUCUCGAGCCAGACAGCUCCGUGAAAACUCCAACUUAUCUGUGCUGCAUGAACACAAGGUAAAGCAAGAUGCCUCGACGAGCUUCUGCAACGACUCCUCUUUUGGCGGACGACCGCCACGACAGCGCAAGCGAAUCCGAAGACGAUGCACUCCGCGGCAGCUCGGCCUCGGCCCAUACGGGGCGCUCUCUAUACAUGCGACUCCGCGAAGUCUUCCUCUUCGGCUGGGCCCUGCUAGCUACUGCGGGCAUCCUGAUCAUGGCCGUUUGGGUUUCCCACAACAGCCAAACUCACUUCUCGAAGCCGGCGGGCAAGCGCAACCUUAUCUUUAUGGUAUCGGACGGAAUGGGCCCGGCCUCUCUUUCGCUCACGAGAUCGUUCCGGCAAUACACUGAGGGACUUGAAUAUGGCGAUACUUUGACAUUGGAUAAACACUUUUGGGGUAGCAGCCGGACGCGCAGCUCGAGCUCCCUGGUCACCGAUAGUGCAGCUGGGGCGACAGCCUUCAGCUGUGGCAAGAAGAGCUACAAUGGGGCUAUCUCUAUACUGCCAGACAAGACUCCGUGUGGUACCGUGCUCGAGGCUGCGAAGCGAGCUGGCUUUGUGACUGGCCUGGUUGUGACGACCGAUAUAACGGAUGCGACGCCUGCGUGCUUCGCCAGCCAUGUCGACCUUCGCGAGCAAGAAGACGAAAUAGCCAUGCAGGAAGUCGGCGAAGGGCCCCUGGGACGGGUCGUUGAUCUGAUGUUUGGUGGGGGAAGGUGCCAUUUCCUACCCAAUGGGACGGAGGGCAGCUGCAGAGCAGAUGACGUUGAUGUUGUGGACAUCGCCAAAAGCCAACAUGGCUGGAAUUAUAUCGAUAGUCGCGCUGGAUUUGACGCCUUGUGGGAGGGAAAAGUGGAUAUUCCUCUCCCAAUGCUAGGACUGUUUGCAGACACCGAUUUCCCCUUUGAACUGGACCGUCGGAACAUGAAUGAGGUGUACCCGAGCUUGAGCGAGAUGGCCAAGACAGCAAUUCGAGCGUUGGAGAAGGCGACGGUCAACAGCGACAAGGGCUUCUUCCUCAUGAUUGAAGGAAGCAGAAUCGACCAUGCCGGGCAUGGAAAUGAUCCUGCCGCCCAGGUACGGGAGGUUUUGGAAUACGACAAGGCUUUCAAGUUCGUUAUCGACUUCCUGAAAGAAAGCAAGACGGAGGGUGUGCUGGUAGCGACGAGCGACCACGAGACUGGCGGUCUGUCAAUCGCGAGACAGAACACCCCUGGUUACCCGGAGUACCUCUGGUACCCUGCAGUCUUGGCAAAUGCCUCCUCGUCUUCUGAAUAUCUGGCCAAGAAGCUGCAUCGACACAUCGCCUCGCUCGAAGACCCUUCAAUGCUAUCAGUGGAAGAGCUCACGACAUACAUCAAUGAUGAGCUUGUCGUUCCGGGGCUCGGUAUCUCAGACGCAUCUGAUUCCGAAUUGGCCGAAAUCGUGAAGUCCACCGAGUCGGCACAACCACUACUCGCUAAGAUGGUCAGUGUCCGAGCACAGAUUGGCUGGAGCACUCAUGGCCACUCGGCCGUGGAUGUGAAUGUCUACAGCUCUGGUGGACCCGGGACUGAGGAAAUUCGAGGCAACAGAGAGAACAGUGAGAUUGGUCAGUUCUUAAGGAAUUACAUUGAUGUGGACGUCGAAGCAAUUACGAAGGAACUUGUGGAAAAAAUGGACCGGAAGCCGUCUUUCCAGUCGGUUGAAGCAACGACGGCCAAGGAGGGUGACCACUGGGCUGCCCAUGAAGACUUUGAGAUGAGGCGGCUGACGAAUGACAUUGAGUCAUCUUAGAAGUUUCCUACUGUCACUACUAAUGUUGCAUACAUAAAUUCAGGUAGUGAGGGUACUUGUCAAUGAGGUGAUUGGGUGUUUAGCAUGUUUUCUUACCAGCUUCGGCGUAGCAAUAAUGAUACCCGCAUCAACUUUCUCUCCAGUCUGACUCUUUUGAGAGAGAUGAGACAGUAAGCCGCUGCGGAUCCGGCCCUGCAAGCUGCAGAAGUUUGAAUGUUCUAGAAACACAAUCUUCAUCAAGCGAGACCAUUCGGCAGUUUCACCGACCCGUGACACGGCUGCAGGUGUAGGCCGCUGGGGGGGCCAAGCUUCUCUGUGUCACCACGGCUAGGCUCCACCUUGCCGUAUUGGGGUUGCUUAGCUGUUGCUUGCUGUACAUAGUGUCAGUUUCCUCCCAUGACCUGCAGGGCCUUCAACAUGAGAG